Messenger RNA from Anguilla anguilla (European eel), 4254 nucleotides. RefSeq names its product solute carrier organic anion transporter family, member 2B1 (gene slco2b1). Gene Ontology annotation, molecular function: protein binding; bile acid transmembrane transporter activity. Bases 495 to 2438 code for a protein of 647 amino acids. The record is from RefSeq and is a predicted model, not a curated record. Gene Ontology annotation, biological process: sodium-independent organic anion transport; bile acid and bile salt transport; transmembrane transport. Gene Ontology annotation, cellular component: membrane. Lineage: Eukaryota; Metazoa; Chordata; Actinopteri; Anguilliformes; Anguillidae. The transcript is spliced from 15 exons.
AAGGAAAGGGUUGGCACAAGGCAGCAUCUUCAAUCCUAAUAAUGAGACUGUAGGCUGAAAAUUCUGCUUAGACGCAGUGAUCUAGUCUAUGCUUCUAAAAGUGUAAGGGUUAUUGAAUUGUUUGAGCAAACAAAAUUGGUACACUGGUGACCUGAGGAUUGCAGAGUUCUUCAGAAGCAGCAUAGUGUCUUUAUUUGUUCAGUAAUGGAGAAUUAAUUUAGAAGCAAUUAUGCGGCUGGCUGUAGUCAGCAGUGGCAAAGAGCAAAUAGAUAGCAGACGGUGCGACUCAUUCAUGCACGAGAACAGGGAUUUAACAGGAUGAGCCACCCAGCAGCCUGGAACACAAUGGUGAUCGCUAAGUCUGGAGUCCGUUAAGAGUAAACAGUUGAUUGAAUCGGGCUUGUGUGACGAAAAGAUAAGCUGUGUGAAAUCAAACUGACGUUACGGUUCUAUGCGUGUCAGUCUCCGGAAGAAACACAAGGACCAAGGUCAUCAUGACGGCUUCCAAUCAUCGCCAGCUGGCUCCGGCUCGGUGCAGGAGCCCCUUUAACAACAUCAAGUUUUUUGUCUUCUGCCACGGCCUUCUCCAGCUGGGUCACCUUCUGUUGUCUGGCUACCUCAAGAGCUCCGUCUCCACUAUCGAGAGGAGAUAUGGCUUCUCCAGCCGGACCUCAGGCCUUCUAGUGGCCUUCAACGAGGUGGGGAACACGGUGCUGAUCGUGUUUGUCAGCUUCUUGGGGAGCCGGGUGCACCGCCCUAGGUUCAUCGGCGCCGGCGGGAUUAUCGCCGGUCUGGCGGGCCUCCUGCUGGCCCUGCCGCACUUCCUCAGCGGGCCCUACAAGUACAGCAACAUAGACAAUACUACAGAACUUUGCCUCAUCGGAAGCAGCUCUCACAAGGAACCGCAGAACUGCACGCAGAGGGAAGGCCAGGACCACCAGGCGGUAUUGCCCAUCAUGCUCCUGGGCCAGCUCCUGCUGGGCAUUGGCUGUGUACCCAUACAACCCUUCGGCAUCUCCUACAUAGACGACUACGCCGGCAAGAACAACUCCCCAUUGUAUCUCGGCAUAGUCUUAGCCAUAACGACGGCGGGUCCUGCAGCCGGGUUCAUUCUGGGGUCCCUGAUGCAACGUCUCUACGUGGACAUCGACAAGCCUGGUACGGUGGCGAGGUUGACCAACAAUGAUCCCCGCUGGGUGGGUGCCUGGUGGCUGGGCUUCCUCGUUGCCGCUGGCUUCCUCUUCCUCGUCUCCAUACCCUACUUGUUCUUCCCUCGCGAGAUGCCGAAGGAGGAAACCGCGGCGACCGAGCUGGAGCCGGAAGUGGAGCGCAAGGUCAAAGAGGAAGUGCCGAAAUCUGACCCGCUGAUGGACCUCUCGCUCGGCCAGUUCCUCAGAAGUUUUCCUAAAAUAGUACUGAGGACUCUGAAGAACCCGAUCUUCCUUCUGGUUGUUUUGGCACAAGUUAACCUAGCUGCCGUGGCUGCAGGUGUGGCAACAUUCAUGGCGAAGUUCAUCGAGAAGCAGUUCACAAAGACGACGUCCUUUUCAAGCAUCAUCAUAGGGGGCGUGAACAUUCCGGCGGCGACUCUGGGAGUCCUGCUGGGAGGGGCGGUGACGAAGAGGAUGCGCCUGUCCGUCAAGGGCAUGGGCCGGAUGUGCGCCGUCACCAUCGUCCUCGGCAUCCUCUUCGCAGUUCCCCUCCUCUUCCUCGGCUGUCCCACACAGAGCAUAGCGGGGAUUUACUCCCCCAGGCAGCAAGGACCCCUGAAGUGCAGCCAGAAUUGUGCCUGCGAGUUGGAAACCUUCGAUCCCGUGUGCGGCUCGAACGGGGUGGAGUACAGGUCACCGUGCAACGCCGGGUGCACCGUAAAAAUCGUGGAUUUCAGCAAGACGGUUAAAGUUGUGAAUUACACGGACUGCAGCUGCGUACCCGGGCCGGACGGGUCUCAGGGACACGCCGUUCACGGCAUGUGCGGCAGCCGCUGCUCCCACCUCUUCAUCCCCUUCAUCAUCAUGUCCACCCUCACCUGCUUCGUCCUGCCCAUCUUCCAGACCCCGUCCUUCAUGAUGAUCCUCAGGACAGUGAAGCCUGAGGAUAAGUCUUUUGCUGUUGGGGUGCAGUUCAUGCUCUUCAGAGUGCUGGCCUUUCUGCCAGCUCCGGUCAUAUACGGAAGUGCCAUCGACUCGGCGUGCAUCCUGUGGGGGAAGAAGUGCAAAAGCAAGACUUCCUGUCUUUACUACGACCUGGACAUGUUCCGACAGAGGUUCCUGGGCCUUCUGGCACUUUUCCUGUGUGGUGGGUUUUCCUGCAUACUGCUGGCCUACCUGGUCCUCCGACGGCAUCUCGCGAGGCAGCAGACUGAGCGGGAGAAAGGGGAAGACGCCACCGCGAACACUUCCAAAGUUCUGCUGAGUGAAAGGAAGGGCAGUCCAUAAGGUGUGCCAAGAUUAUUAUUAUUAUUAUUAUUGACAUGUACAGUAUAUAUGAUGAAGCUAUAUAUGAUUAAAGGUUUCAUUUAAAUAAGUAAAAAAUAUUAAUUAAUUAAUUAAUUAAUUAAUAAAUAAUAGUCAACAAUAAUAAUAAUAAUAAUAAUAAUAGUAGUUAUGUCACCCGCUGCCAAUGUGAAGACGCUUCCCAUCAGCUGAGGCUGAGAGGGGAAAAGCAAUGAGCCAGUUUAACUGGAAUACUAAGAGGCAGCCAAGUUUGGGGAUUUUUCUACUACAUUGAAGAGCACCCUGUUUUGUGUGAGCCAAGUGUAUCAUUGGAAAAUGGGGGGGGGGGGGGGGGGGGGUGCACAAGGAGACAAUCUUCCACAAACAUUGAAAGGUUCCUUUUUCCAUUAUCAUUGGCAUUCUGGGACACUGGAGGACUCUGGAUGAGUGGUUCUGGAUGAAAAUAGUGGGGUGCACCUCUUUACCUCAGAAAGAGUCAGGUGACUGGAGUGCAAAAAAAAAAAAAAAAAGAAGAUGAAAAAAUAAAGCUGUUUUUCGGCCAAUCCCUGAUUGAUUGUUUCAGCGUUCAGACUCACACCCUUAAUAAACCAUCAGAGUCUGAAGGGCGAAAAUCUGAGUGUCUUCUUUCAUUAACGUCAUAUAGGCGUGCCUUCACUAAUCACAUACCAUGAUAGCUGUAUUACCGCACAUAGCCAUUUCCUUCAACUUAAAGGGGAAUUGCAUUUUCAAACACAUAUGGGCUUAUUUUGUUUAUAUUGUCCUUCUAAUGAAUGUGUCGACCUUCAUUUUUCGAUUAGUUAUUUUGUUUUAAAGGUCUAAUGUUAGAAACAAGGACCUAUUUUUUUUUUUUUUAGCGCAAGUCCACAUAGUAGUAUGAUUACCGGUUUUUUCUUCUUCUUAAAAGAAAAGCAUAGCGUUGAAGUUGCGCAAUGACAUGCUGCCUAGGUCUACUUCCUGAAUUUGUAAAGGUAAGCAACAAAACAUCGUAAAAAAUAUUAACAAAAUGAAAUAACUAAUCAAAAAAUGAAGGUAGACACAUAUGUGUUUUAAAGUGUAAUUCCCUUUUAAUGUAACAGGCAUGCUUCCUUUUAUGUUUGCCACAGUUUGAUGUCAAACAAUUGUUGUUAUUCAGUUUCAGUACAGCGAGGUGAUUGUUUUUUUUUUUAUAUCGCAGAUAUAUCCAUUUGUAUUGGUGCGCACAGCAUGAGUGAAUGUCUGGACGAAAAUAGCCUAAACUUUUGUAUUGUAUUGUUUGAAAAUGUGAAGCACGGCAUGAUGUUCAUCUGUACUAUUGUUUUACUGUUUCAAAACCUCCUGUGUGUGAGUCUUAUAUUUGUCCCUUGCCUGUAAGCGACAAUAAGAGCACAACUCUGAACGCAGGUAUCCAAAUAUGUAACACUUUCACUGUAAAAUGCAUGUGUGUAUGUAUUAUGUACAGCUUUUUUUCCCUGGCCAGACAUGUGAAAAGCAUUGAAUCUGUGAACUUAGCGUCCACUAGAUGUAUCGUUCAGUGUCGUUCUCAUACUUAGCUCAUUCUUUGUCAAUAGCUUCUCGUUCUUUGGGCUUGUAGUCGCUUCCAAAGAUGUGAACUAUCGAGGCCCCCUGUGCUUAUUCUGCACGACCAAACAAAGUCUGGAUUUCGUCAUCAUUUGCCCUUAACUUUAACACACAAGUAAGUUUGAACAUUCAUUACACCCCCCCCUCCCCCCCUACUUCCUUAAGUGCAACUUGUAACUUCCUUACAAGUUUAAGUAGUUCUCAAAAAUAACUCGUCAGAGUGCUGGUGAACCCAAAAAAA